Mercurialis annua (annual mercury) is the source of this 2337-nucleotide messenger RNA. RefSeq names its product protein KINESIN LIGHT CHAIN-RELATED 1. The coding region runs from base 318 to 2135 and encodes 605 amino acids. NCBI's taxonomy places the organism in Eukaryota, Viridiplantae, Streptophyta, Magnoliopsida, Malpighiales, Euphorbiaceae. The record is from RefSeq and is a predicted model, not a curated record. Gene Ontology annotation, molecular function: protein binding. The transcript has 3 exons.
UGACAAAACAAAGGCCAUAUUAAAGUCCAUCUGAAACAAACAGUAGUCACAGUAAAUACUAAACAUCCUUAAUUAGCCACCUUAAACAUCACUUAAACACAUUAUCAGUAAAGAAAACUACUCCUCAAAAUUACCACUUCGUACCCGUUAGCCGCAGGUAACACCAACAAAAAGAUUCUCAUCUUCAAGUUCAGGAUUUUAGAUCUCUAUCUUCUCUUAACUGCAUUCUUGUCACUUCCUUUUUUAGUAACCACUUCAAUCUCCGAGUUAACUCACUCUCUUUGUCUGCAAUCUCCGAUCCCAAAGCAAGAACAACAAUGCCGGGUCUUGUCUCGGUGAAAACGCCACCAGAUGCGCCGCCACUACGAGUCUCUGUUCCCGAGAUCCACUCACUAACUCAAACCCAAACCCCACCCCAAACCCGACCCGAAUCCUCCAUAACAAGAACACCAACACCCAACAAUAAGAAACCACCGUCUCCAUCGCCCCGAUCUAAACCAUCGCCCACCCGCUCAGCUAAAAAACCCCAACCCGACUCACCAAACCCACUUCUCCAAGCGGACGCAUCUCUCGACAACCCGGAUCUCGGCCCGUUUCUACUGAAACUAGCACGGGACACUAUAGCCUCCGGUGAAGGGCCAAGUAAAGCGUUAGAUUAUGCAAUUAGAGCAUCGAAAUCUUUUGAAAGAUGCGCUGUUGAAGGAGAGCCGAGUUUGGAUCUUGUGAUGAGUUUACAUGUUUUAGCUGCUAUUUAUUGCAGUUUGGGGCGGUUUGAUGAGGCGGUUCCUGUUCUUGAACGGGCCAUUACUGUGCCUGAUUUGAGUAGAGGUAUGGAUCAUGCACUGGCUGCUUUUUCUGGGCACAUGCAGUUGGGUGAUACUUAUUCAAUGCUUGGUCAAGUUGAUAAAUCUAUUGGGUGCUAUGAGGAUGGGCUUAAGAUUCAGAUUGAGGCUUUGGGUGAGACUGAUCCUAGAGUUGGAGAAACUUGCAGGUAUUUAGCUGAGGCUCAUGUUCAAGCCAUGAACUUUGAUAAAGCAGAAGAGUUGUCCAAGAAGACUCUUGAAAUUCAUCGAGCGCAUAGUGAACCGGCAUCUAUUGAAGAGGCAGCUGAUCGCAGACUUAUGGCCCUCAUAUGCGAGGCAAAAGGAGACUAUGAAUCAUCACUUGAGCACCUUGUUCUUGCCAGCAUGGCCAUGAUUGCAAAUGGACAGGACAAUGAGGUUGCUUCUAUCGACAUCAGCAUUGGAAAUAUAUACAUGUCUCUAUGCCGUUUUGAUGAGGCUGUCUUUUCUUACCAAAAGGCGCUCACCGUCUUUAAGUCAUCAAAGGGUGACAACCACCCUUCUGUUGCCUCUGUGUUUGUUCGGCUUGCUGACCUAUAUAAUAGGACUGGAAAGCUCAGAGAAUCAAAGUCUUAUUGUGAAAAUGCUCUCAGAAUAUAUGCUAAACCCGUGCCUGGAACCACAGCAGAAGAAAUUGCCGGUGGGUUGACUGAGAUUUCAGCCAUUUAUGAAUCUGUCGAUGAGCCAGAGGAAGCUUUAAAGCUCUUGCAGAGGGCAAUGAAAUUACUGGAGGACAAACCAGGACAGCAAAGCACCAUUGCAGGAAUAGAAGCACGAAUGGGAGUGAUGUUUUACAUGGUUGGUAGAUAUGAAGAAGCAAGAAACUCUUUCGAGAGUGCUGUAACUAAACUUAGAAGCAGCGGGGAGAGGAAAUCAGCCUUCUUUGGUGUUUUGCUGAACCAGAUGGGCUUGGCUUGUGUACAGCUCUUCAAGAUAGAUGAGGCUGCCGAGUUGUUUGAAGAAGCAAGAACAAUUCUGGAGCAGGAGUGUGGCCCUUGUAAUCAAGAUACCCUUGGAGUUUAUAGCAAUCUUGCUGCAACCUAUGAUGCCAUGGGGAGGGUUGAUGAUGCAAUUGAGAUACUGGAGUAUGUUCUUAAAUUAAGAGAGGAGAAGCUCGGGAUUGCAAAUCCUGAUUUUGAAGACGAAAAGAAGAGGCUUGGUGAGCUUCUCAAAGAAGCAGGCAAAUCUCGUAGCAAAAAGGCAAAAUCACUGGAAAAUCUUAUCGAUAACAACUCGAAGAGGACGAAGAAAGAGUCGACGAAGAGGUGGCCUGGCCUUGGUUUUAGAAUUUGAAAAUAUUUAACCAUCCAUUUUUAUCCACACGUGCACAUUCUGUAACAUAUAGAAGAUCAUGUAUAGUGUCACUAUUGUUGUAAUCUUGUGGGUUUUCUUUUUCCUAUUUCUUGAGCUUGAAAAUCUGUUUUGUUUGCUGCAUUUAAUUGUUUUAACUGAUUGUGUUGUUAUCCGGAAAGAAUAAUAUUGUUCAUUUUUUCAA